AUGGCAACCUCACAGAAGCGCAUUACCAAGGAACUCGCCGAAUGCGUCAACAGCCCGCCCAGCGGCAUAACCGUCAGCGCCUCCGACGCCGACCUACACAUCUGGACUGCGACCCUAAUCGGGCCGCCAGGAACUGUGUAUUCCGGUGGCAUAUUCGCGCUCUCCAUCACGUUACCCCCAGACUACCCGUUCAAAGCGCCACAAGUAACCUUCGCGACACGGAUCUACCACCCGAACGUAACGAACGACGCCACGGGGUCGAUCUGUCUCGGCAUGCUGAAGCCCGAGAACUGGAAGCCCGCGUCCAAGAUCCACGCCGUCCUCGACGCCGUGCGCCAGCUCCUAGUCGAACCUAACCCCGACGAUCCCCUAGAGCCUCGUAUCGCUGACGAGUAUAAGAAUGCGCCGAGGGAGUUUGAGAAGACGGCUAGGUCUUAUGUUGCUAGGUAUGCUGUGGCUAAGAAGUAG
Messenger RNA from Annulohypoxylon maeteangense, 468 nucleotides. RefSeq names its product ubiquitin-conjugating enzyme. Bases 1 to 468 code for a protein of 155 amino acids. The record is from RefSeq and is a predicted model, not a curated record. Lineage: Eukaryota; Fungi; Ascomycota; Sordariomycetes; Xylariales; Hypoxylaceae. The transcript is spliced from 2 exons.